AUGGAUCCAAUCAUCACCUCCUUCGCCACCACGGACCCCACCACAACCACAACCGCCAGCCCCCGAGACGAGUCCGACGCAUCGAUCACCUCUGGGUCCUACCGUUACAAGAAGGUCCAUGUCCCAUUGGCAUACCCCUCCGAAGCCAUCCAGCAGUCGACAACAAAGGCCUACAUCUACCCACCCCUCAUGUCCCCCUCUGACGACGCCUUCUACAAAUCCGCCCUCCCUUCCCAAGCAACGCCCCCAACCCCCGCAUCCAACUCUUCCCACUCGGCGUCUGUGGCCUUUUCGACACAACCGAUCAAUAUCCCGUCCUCGAAUGCCUCGCGAUCGAGGGAGACGGAGAGUGGCCGGUUUGGUGGACGACCGCUUCGGUCGUCUGCUUCCUUCCCUAACUCUCGUCUUGGCUCGCUUCCAAACAUGUCCCCUUUGCCCUCUUCUCCAGUGCAGCAGCAGCAACCGAUGCCGUCGCCACCACCAUCGCCCUGGAAACGAUCCAACAGUUUCUCACGCCCAUCGGUUCAUCGAUCGGCGACGUUGAUCGUGGAUGAGACGCCGUAUCCAGAUCUGCCGGCGGAGACGGCGUGCCUGAAUGGGGCCCAGUUCCUGGAUCUGUCCGAGGAGGACCUUGAACGGAUGGAAAUCAACCUAAAGUGGAGGUCGAUGAUCAUGAAGGCCGUGGGAAUGCUCCGCCGCGAGACCCUGCGUGCCAGUCGAGUCGUCUCAAUGAACUGGGAAGAUGGGUAUAACCCCGAGAAGGAUGGCGGCGCCCAAACCGUCAGUCCCGGCCCUUCCUCGCCCAUUCACUCCGACGAGGAGGAUAGAUCCAUUAGCCAUUCAGCAUCAGCAUCAACCUCAUCCGACCCAACUCAUUCCCAAGAGACCUCCCAAAGCCAAACCCAGCCCCACAACCGUCGUAGUAUCGCCCUCUCCUCCAUCACCACUACCGAUAACAACAGCAGUACUAUGGAGAACACCAAGGUCCAACCAGUCGACGCCCAAGAGCUCCGCCGUGGCAUUGUCGAAGACAUCUCAAGCAUCCUCCUCUCUUGGAAGAAGGACCAAGAAGUAGCCCUGGCCAAGAAAGCUACCGAGUCUUCCUCAACCAUCGGAGGACUUGGGUUCAUGGAGGGCGUGGUCAUUGGUGGAUUGAUCGUCGCCUUCAUGAUGCGCUUUGCUCGUUAA
Messenger RNA from Linnemannia hyalina, 1188 nucleotides. Lineage: Eukaryota; Fungi; Mortierellomycota; Mortierellomycetes; Mortierellales; Mortierellaceae. The record is from the annotation of a GenBank genome assembly.